CCCCCGCUUUCCUCCCCUUCCCUGGAACGAAACUUCAAAAUCCAAACAAAUAAGCAUUGGUGUGUUCACUGAUCUGUCCGCCACUUCCACUCGAGACAGCAGAAUCAGACACAACAAGAAGAAGAAGCGUCGAAGAUGAGCAAGCUCUGGACAAUCCUCACCCAUCUCCAUUCGCUCGCAGGACCUGGCGUGAUGCUCCUGUACCCCCUGUAUGCGUCAGUGCAAGCGAUGGAGAGCCCGUCGAAGCUGGACGACGAGCAGUGGCUCGCCUACUGGAUCCUCUACUCCUUCGUCACCCUCGUGGAGAUGGUGCUCGAGUCCCUCAUCUACUGGAUACCGAUCUGGUACGAACUGAAGCUACUGUUCCUGGCGUGGCUGGCGCUGCCCAACUUCAGGGGAGCGGCGUUCAUCUACGACAGGUUCGUGAGGGAGCAGCUCAGGAAGCACGGGUUGACCAACCACGCCGGCAGCGGCAUAAGCAAGAAAGAGAAGGGCGACAAGGACAACAAGUCGCCCUCGCCUUCGCCCAAGGAGAAGGAGAACGCCAAGAGCAGGUUCCUCUCCUUCGCCAGUGCCAAGAAGGAAGGAUCAUGAAGCACAAUGAGGCAGUCAUUCAGAGAUGCCCUGCCUGCCCUGCAGCUUGCUUGUGCUCUGUUCUAGUAGUGUUCAGUUCUGGUUUUUUCUUUUGCUUCUCUUUUCACUCACAAGGCAGUACUGGUUACCCCUCAAUCUUGUACGAUGUGUGAAAGUGUGAACAAACACCAUUGGAGUGUCAGGCUGAUAGCACGGAGCUUCCUUGCUCUUGUUGAGUGGUGCUUUGGGUUGAUAUUAGCCUCUAGACGAAAAUUUUAGUACUUCCUUCGACUAUAAAUUUUUGUCGUGAUUUUAGUACAAAUUAGUAAGAAUUUAAAAUCGGAA
This is a messenger RNA of Brachypodium distachyon (stiff brome), 918 nucleotides long. RefSeq names its product HVA22-like protein e. The coding region runs from base 136 to 594 and encodes 152 amino acids. NCBI's taxonomy places the organism in Eukaryota, Viridiplantae, Streptophyta, Magnoliopsida, Poales, Poaceae. The record is from RefSeq and is a predicted model, not a curated record. The transcript has 4 exons.